CGCGCAGAAUUUCCCCUUUCCUUUCGCCGGCCUACGAACGGGCACAUCACACAUCUCUGUCGUCAUCCCGACCCCCGGAAGUGAAUCCGCCGCUCCCCUCCGCCGCCGGCGACGAAACCGCAGGCGCGGGAAGAACCGCGAAUGGAGGGUGCGGUGACGGAGAAUGCGGCGGCGCCCGUGGGCGCUGCGGCCCCGGAAGCGGCUGUCCACGCGGAUCCGCUCGGGGAGGGUGGCGCGGUGGUGGAGGACUCGGCGGCGCCCACGGUGGCGAUAGAGGCAACUUCUGACGCGGAUCAGAUUAUCGAGGUUGCACCCCCGGAGGACGGGAGGCACGGGGAGACAGUGACAAAUGUAGAUGUCAGUCCUGAGGAAAUGAGAAGCAUCAUUGAAGUCAUAGCUGAGACAGGAAAAUUCUGGCAUGACUGGGAUUUCCUCAAGAGUUUACUGUCUCUCCAAUUGAAGCAGGUCUUGGAUGAAUAUUCUGAGGCUCAAAUGGCGAGCCAAGAUGAUGUACAGCAACAGAGGUCUUUUUCAGGGGAGACAUACUCUGAGCUUGUUAGCCGACUUAGUGAUGCCCUCUGGAGGUUUGAAGAGGGCCCUCCAUUCACACUGCAAAGGCUUUGUGAGAUUUUGUUGAAUCCAAAAGGAACUUAUACAAAGUUGUCAAAGCUUGCUUUGGCCUUGGAGAAGAAUCUCCUAGUCACAUCUACAAUAGCCAAGUCCACUGACCCAUAUCCGGCUGCUCACGGGCCACCAAGUUCGGAUUGCACACAAAUUACAGAAAAUUCUGGCCCUGUUGAUGAAGAGCCUGAGAGCACGCCUGAGCAUACUACAGCAGUACCAAAUGGAACGGAGCAUUUAGCAGGAGAUGGUGAUGAAGAGAUGGCUGAUGCAGAAGCUGAGGAAGUGUCUCGUAGCCAUGAUAUAGAGAUGCAGGAGGACAAGCCUGAUCAGGUUGAAAAUAUUAGCUCCGAUGCUAACCCUGCUGCCGCAGCUGACACUGAAGCAGUUAAUGUCAGUGAACCCUUAUCAGAGCCGCAAAGCUGAGUUUGAGCUUGCAUGACUAGAAAGCGAUGGAACCAAGUUCAACUGCAGCUGCGAUUUGGCAAUCCACCUGUUGCUCACUAACUCCUGGGAUUCGGUCUUCUCGGAUAACCAAAAUGAAAGGUGGAUUCAGAAGUUUACAGGAUUUAGAUGAUUAUACUAUUGAUGUAAGUUGUAGUGGGCAUUGUAUAAACAUGUAGAUCUUGAUAUGCACGAAUCAGUUUACAUUCUUUGAGUAGAUGUCUGGUUCUAAAUAGCCAUGGUACAUUUUCACCAAUUUUACCUUGGGUGCUAUGAUGCACCAUCUAGGCUAGAAGUCUGUGUUCCGGUUCACCUUUUGGGGUUGACAAUAUCCAUGAUGUAUCCAGAUUAGUCAAAUGGGCAUCUGGCUUCACUUAUUGCAUCUUCAAUAUUGUAAACCUAUGAUGCAUCAUGAGAAAGUGAACUCCUGCAAUUAUGUUCA
This is a messenger RNA of Panicum hallii, 1507 nucleotides long. RefSeq names its product serine/threonine-protein phosphatase 4 regulatory subunit 2. Gene Ontology annotation, molecular function: protein phosphatase regulator activity. Bases 142 to 1047 code for a protein of 301 amino acids. The transcript is spliced from 8 exons. Gene Ontology annotation, biological process: protein dephosphorylation. NCBI's taxonomy places the organism in Eukaryota, Viridiplantae, Streptophyta, Magnoliopsida, Poales, Poaceae. The record is from RefSeq and is a predicted model, not a curated record. Gene Ontology annotation, cellular component: protein phosphatase 4 complex; cytoplasm; nucleus.